Neolamprologus brichardi is the source of this 2779-nucleotide messenger RNA. It is a transcript of the gene wnt4, whose product is annotated as wingless-type MMTV integration site family, member 4. NCBI's taxonomy places the organism in Eukaryota, Metazoa, Chordata, Actinopteri, Cichliformes, Cichlidae. Gene Ontology annotation, cellular component: extracellular region. Gene Ontology annotation, molecular function: cytokine activity; frizzled binding. The record is from RefSeq and is a predicted model, not a curated record. Gene Ontology annotation, biological process: multicellular organism development; cell fate commitment; neuron differentiation.
GCUCUCCCGGCGCAGAGAAGGAAAGCAAACAAGUUGAUUCCGAAGAAGGGUCGAUUCAGCCAAAGCUGCACUAGAUCUUUUUUUUUAAGCAUCCCUUUGGAGCCCCUCUCCCCGUCCCUUCUGAGCGCGCAGUGACAGAAGGAGGGACGGGAGAACCGGGCGGACGGACCCUGAAGCUGCGCGUCUUCCCCGGUGCAGGACCCAUUGGAUGCGGGAUGAUGGAUUAACAGCCUAGGCUGUGCCGCUUGACGCACGACCCCCUUGUCCACCUCGGGAUUAUUUCGGCUCUCACUGACCCCCCCUCCUUCCCUCUCGAGAUGACCGAGGAAUAUGUUUUGCGGUGCGUCCUGAUGCUCUGCUGCGCGCUUCUCUCGGCCAACGCGAGUAACUGGCUGUACCUCGCCAAGCUGUCAUCAGUGGGGAGCAUCAGGGACGAGGAGACGUGUGAGAGGUUACGAGGCCUGAUCCAGAGACAGGUUCAGAUCUGUAAGCGGAGCGUGGAGGUGAUGGAUGCGGUACGUCGUGGAGCCCAGCUGGCUAUAGAUGAGUGUCAGUUUCAGUUUCGCAACCGUCGAUGGAACUGCUCCACACUGGAGUCGAUGCCUGUGUUUGGGAAAGUGGUCACGCAAGGCACCCGUGAAGCAGCCUUUGUGUAUGCCAUCUCAGCAGCCAGUGUGGCGUUUGCGGUCACGAGGGCCUGCAGCAGCGGGGAGCUGGAAAAAUGUGGUUGUGACCACAAUGUACAUGGAGUCAGUCCAGAGGGGUUCCAGUGGUCAGGCUGCAGCGAUAACAUUGCAUAUGGAGUGGCCUUCUCUCAGUCCUUUGUCGAUGUGAGGGAGAGGAGUAAAGGCCAGUCCUCCAGUCGGGCUCUCAUGAACCUGCACAACAACGAGGCCGGCAGAAAGGCCAUCCUGUCUCACAUGCGUGUGGAGUGCAAAUGCCACGGCGUCUCAGGCUCCUGUGAGGUGAAGACCUGCUGGAAAGCCAUGCCACCAUUUCGCAAGGUGGGCAACAUCAUCAAGGAGAAGUUUGACGGCGCUACCGAGGUGGAGCAGCGGAAGGUGGGCACAACCAAAGUCCUUGUUCCUCGCAAUUCCCAGUUCAAACCUCACACGGAUGAAGACCUGGUCUACCUGGAACCGAGUCCAGAUUUCUGCGAUUACGAUCCACGCACGCCAGGGAUGCUGGGCACGGUGGGUCGCCAGUGUAACCGAACAUCCAAGGCCAUCGACGGCUGUGAGCUGAUGUGCUGCGGCCGUGGCUUCCAGACACAGGAGGUGGAGGUGGUGGACAGGUGCAGCUGUAAGUUCCACUGGUGCUGUUACGUCAAAUGCAAACAGUGCCGUAAAAUGGUGGAGAUUCACACGUGCCGGUGAUGGAGGCGGAGGCACAGAGGGAACUGCUGAUAGACAAAAAAUGCCCCGUACUCCUGAUCGGCUAAAGAAAAGAGGGAGUAGGGAGGACUUGUUUAGUUCCUUCGUCUCCUUUAACCAUCCCAGCCUCCUACUGCUAUUCAACAGACACAGACUGAUUGCCCGAGAGGUCAAAGGUCAUCCGAUCCUUUAUUUUUUUUUGCCACCUUAGUGGACAACAGUAGAUUAGGCAUGGGAUUUCCUAUAAAGCUACAGUCUGUUUGUUUCUUCUCAAGUAGAGAGCAUCUUUCAGUUCCUGAUUCGCUCCCUCACAGUCAUAUUUAGUUUGUCAUUGAUCCUUAUUUUUGUAAUGUUUAACUUAUUUGUUGAGAGUUUUUGCUGAGGGGGUUGACAGGGGCAGUUAUAGAAGGACUACAGACAAACCGACGAGUGGAGUUUAUCAUGGACAAACUAGACAAACGGCUAGGCAGUUUGGGGGUUUGGGGGUUGUGUUAAGGAGGAGGGUUGUUGGCCGUCAGCCCUUGUUGCUGCUGCUGCUUCAGGGACUCACUUGGAGACAAAAAUGGAGACUGCGAGUCUGUCACAGGACAGGCGAAAACAACAAAGAGGAACACUUUGUGAUUUGCUUUCUGAGUAUACACGGCUGCGCUGAGGCUCAUUUGCCUCUGAGUCGCUUAUUUUGCCCUCCGCAACACCCUGAUGCUGCUCUACUCACUCAUCCACUGUCUUCCUACCGACGAGAGGACGAUGACGGACGGACGAAAGCCACUGUCAGCUGUGUCCUGUUUUUUUUCAGUAGGCAGGUGAUGGGCGUCGGUCAAACAAAACACUCACACCUGCAUUCACCCACAGCUGCUAGCCACAAACACACACCAGACAGCUUCCACGGAAAACACUUUCUACGUCAGCUUCGGCGCAUGUCCUCAGCAUCACCCUGUGUGCUCGUUUGGGAAUCGACGCGGGUUCUGACCUUCUGCUGUACGCUGUCAUCUGCCAAAUGCUAGUCAGCUUAAUGCAAACAACACACAGUCAAGUUAACACACAGCGACAUGCACGCAUCUCCAAACAGACAUAAUGUAAAUACACAUUCAGACAUACAAAGAAAGGGGUCUGCCAGAGGGUUGCCGAGCAUGUUCAUCACACAUGAUGACUGAAGCACUUUCUCUCCAAGCGCACAUAGAGCCCUCGCCCUACAGCAACAAACACAAAAUCACACGACCAAGUGUUCCCUGUUCCUUUCCUAACACGCACGCACACACACACUACACACACAGUUUCUCAUGCCACUUUCAGGACUCUACUGUCAUCUUGUACCACCAUCAUAAAGCCAAGCUUUCCUAUAAUAACUUGCUAUCAUCAUAGAGACAUACUGUAGAUCUGUAAAGACUUAUACACUGAAGACUAUA